Oncorhynchus masou masou (cherry salmon) is the source of this 871-nucleotide messenger RNA. Its product is annotated as putative transmembrane protein 244. Bases 59 to 523 code for a protein of 154 amino acids. NCBI's taxonomy places the organism in Eukaryota, Metazoa, Chordata, Actinopteri, Salmoniformes, Salmonidae. The transcript has 6 exons. The record is from RefSeq and is a predicted model, not a curated record.
UAGCCCAGUCACAUACAUUAUUCUCAACAUCAGAAGAACGACAGAUGCAAACCAUGAGAUGGCCUUCAGGGGUAAAGUGGCCGACACGAGGACAGUGCUUGUGCACAUGCUGCUGUGCCUCGUCAUAUUCUACUCUCUCUACUACAUGAUUGGGAGUGUGUGUUUCGGCGCUUUCAGGUUGGAUCACUUUGAUGGACUUAUUCCCUUUGACUUUAAGACUGAACCAACCAAUUUGGAAUCCAACUCCAAAUACCUGGUGAACCUGCUGUCCAUGGAGUUGACCUAUUUCUGCAGUGGUCUGCUGUUUGCAGCCGUGGUGAGGAGAUGGGUCUGGGACUACGCUCUCACAGUCACACUACUGCACGUACUGCUCACCAGCCUGGUGAUGUUGGAGUUUCCCUUGGUAUGGCAGUGGUGGCUGGCCCUUGGCAGCGGGUUGUUUCUGAUGAUCUGUAACGGUCAGCUGAUAGCUUACUUCACCUGCCAGAGUGACCAGAGUUACCCCACCUUCAACAGCUACUGAGUACACACACACACACACACACACACACACACACACUGACAAGAGUUCUUUGCAGUGAGUCCAGUUUGAUUGUUGCACUUUGUUUCUGUUGGACCGGCUUCCCAGACACCAAUUGAGCCAAGUGAUUCUCCAAUGAGCAAACUUUUGAGUCCAGGAAACAGCUCAUAUAUGUCAUAUCUGUAGUAUGUAAUAUCUGUAGUAUGUAAUAUCGGUGGUAUGUAAUAUCUCUGGUAUGUAAUAUCUGUAGUAUGUAAUAUCUGUGUUCUCUAUGAAUGUUAAUCUUAUGUCAGACAAUGUUAAUCAUGUAAUUUAUCAUCUUAGAACUAUUAAACCAGCUGUAACCUCGUA